AUGAGUAUGGAGAAGAGUACUAAGGCUUCGCUCUUUUUGGUCCUCUUACUUGCGGCAUUCCUGAUUGGUACGGAAGGAGGAAGGGAUGUUCCAAAGAAAGAUAAUGUGUACCAUCCUCAGAAUUUCUUGGGCUUAGGCCUGGGUUGGCCAUUUCUUGGCGGAUGGCCUUGCUGGAACCAUUUUUUCGGAUUCCCUGGUGGUAUUGGUGGUGCUGGCAAAGGCCUUCCUGGUUCUGGUCCUGGUCUCGGGGGUCUUAUUCCUGGUCUCGGAGGCCUUAUUCCUGGUAUCGGAGGCCCGGGCCCUAAAGGUGAUGGGGGCAUCCCUAAAGCUGAUAUUAAUGGAGCUAAAGGCACAUCUCCAUGA
This is a messenger RNA of Alnus glutinosa, 363 nucleotides long. Its product is annotated as FAM10 family protein At4g22670-like. The record is from RefSeq and is a predicted model, not a curated record. Lineage: Eukaryota; Viridiplantae; Streptophyta; Magnoliopsida; Fagales; Betulaceae. The transcript has a single exon. The coding region runs from base 1 to 363 and encodes 120 amino acids.